AUGCACAAGCACCAGCACUGCUGUAAGUGCCCGGAGUGCUAUGAGGUGACCCGCCUGGCUGCCCUGCGGCGCCUCGAGCCUCCUGGCUAUGGGGACUGGCAGGUGCCCGACCCCUAUGGGCCAGGUGCGGGCAAUGGGGCCAGCGCGGGUUAUGGGGGCUACAGCUCGCAGACCCUGCCCUCACAGGCAGGGGCUACCCCUACAACCCGCACCAAGGCCAAGCUCAUCCCCACCGGCCGGGAUGUGGGGCCAGUGCCCCCUAAGGCAGUCCCGGGCAAGAGCACCCCCAAACUCAACGGCAGUGGCCCCAGCUGGUGGCCCGAGUGCACCUGUACCAACCGGGACUGGUAUGAGCAGGCCAGCCCUGCACCCCUCCUAGUGAACUCUGAAGCCCUGGAGCCCAGCCUCUCAGUGAAUGGCAGCGACGGCAUGUUCAAGUAUGAGGAGAUAGUACUUGAGCGGGGCAAUUCUGGCCUGGGCUUCAGCAUUGCAGGUGGCAUCGACAACCCCCAUGUCCCUGAUGACCCUGGCAUCUUUAUUACCAAGAUCAUCCCUGGUGGAGCAGCUGCCAUGGACGGGAGGCUGGGGGUGAAUGACUGUGUGCUUCGGGUGAAUGAGGUGGACGUGUCGGAGGUGGUGCACAGCCGGGCCGUGGAGGCGCUGAAGGAGGCGGGCCCCGUGGUGCGGUUGGUGGUGCGGAGGAGACAGCCCCCACCCGAGACUAUCAUGGAGGUCAACCUGCUCAAAGGACCCAAAGGCCUGGGUUUCAGCAUUGCUGGGGGGAUUGGCAACCAGCACAUCCCGGGAGACAAUAGCAUCUACAUCACCAAGAUCAUCGAGGGGGGUGCUGCUCAGAAGGAUGGACGCCUACAGAUUGGGGACCGACUGCUGGCGGUGAACAACACCAAUCUGCAGGAUGUGAGGCAUGAGGAAGCUGUGGCUUCACUGAAGAACACAUCUGAUAUGGUGUAUCUGAAGGUGGCCAAGCCAGGCAGCCUCCACCUCAACGACAUGUAUGCACCCCCUGACUACGCCAGCACUUUUACUGCCUUGGCUGAUAACCACAUAAGCCAUAAUUCCAGCCUGGGUUACCUUGGGGCUGUGGAGAGCAAGGUCAGCUACCCUGCUCCUCCUCAGGUUCCCCCUGCCCGCUACUCUCCUAUCCCUAGGCACAUGAUGGCUGAGGAGGACUUCACCAGAGAGCCCCGCAAGAUCAUCCUGCACAAGGGCUCCACAGGCCUGGGCUUCAACAUUGUAGGAGGAGAGGAUGGAGAAGGCAUUUUUGUCUCCUUCAUCCUGGCAGGAGGCCCAGCUGACCUGAGUGGGGAGCUGCGCAGGGGAGACCGGAUCUUAUCGGUGAAUGGCGUGAACCUGAGGAAUGCAACUCACGAGCAGGCUGCAGCUGCUCUAAAACGGGCUGGCCAGUCCGUCACCAUUGUGGCCCAGUACAGACCUGAAGAGUACAGUCGCUUUGAAUCGAAGAUACAUGACUUGCGAGAACAAAUGAUGAACAGCAGCAUGAGCUCUGGGUCUGGGUCCCUCCGAACAAGUGAGAAGAGGUCUUUGUAUGUCAGGGCCCUAUUUGAUUACGAUCGAACUCGGGACAGCUGCCUGCCAAGCCAGGGGCUCAGCUUCUCCUAUGGUGACAUUCUGCAUGUCAUCAAUGCCUCUGAUGAUGAGUGGUGGCAGGCGAGACUGGUAACCCCACAUGGAGAAAGUGAGCAAAUCGGUGUGAUCCCCAGUAAGAAGAGGGUGGAAAAGAAAGAAAGAGCUCGAUUGAAAACUGUGAAGUUCCAUGCCAGGACAGGGAUGAUUGAGUCUAACAGGGACUUCCCUGGGUUAAGUGACGAUUAUUAUGGAGCAAAGAACCUGAAGGGAGUGACAUCCAACACCAGUGACAGCGAAAGCAGUUCCAAAGGACAAGAGGACGCAAUUUUGUCAUAUGAGCCAGUGACGCGGCAAGAAAUUCACUAUGCAAGGCCUGUGAUCAUCCUGGGCCCAAUGAAGGACAGAGUGAACGAUGACCUGAUCUCGGAGUUCCCACAUAAAUUUGGAUCCUGUGUGCCACAUACUACUCGGCCUCGGCGUGAUAAUGAGGUGGAUGGACAAGACUACCACUUUGUGGUCUCCCGAGAACAAAUGGAGAAGGAUAUUCAGGACAACAAGUUCAUCGAAGCGGGCCAAUUCAAUGAUAAUCUCUAUGGGACCAGCAUCCAGUCGGUGCGGGCAGUUGCAGAGAGGGGCAAGCACUGCAUCUUAGAUGUUUCCGGCAAUGCAAUCAAGAGGCUGCAGCAAGCACAACUUUAUCCCAUUGCCAUUUUCAUCAAGCCCAAGUCCAUCGAAGCACUUAUGGAAAUGAACCGACGGCAGACAUACGAACAAGCCAAUAAGAUCUAUGACAAAGCCAUGAAACUGGAACAGGAGUUUGGAGAAUACUUCACAGCCAUUGUACAGGGUGACUCACUGGAAGAGAUUUAUAACAAAAUCAAACAGAUCAUUGAGGACCAGUCUGGGCACUACAUUUGGGUCCCAUCCCCUGAAAAACUCUGAAGAAUCCCCACCAAGCACUCUCUUGUGAACAGAAGACAUCAAGUCCCUCUUCCCUCCUCCCUCUUCAGUCCUGUCCCCACCAGGAGAACAAAUGACUACUGUUCUUGUCCCCUUUUUUAGAUAUGUCCCAAAAAUUGAGUUUUCUAGUCCUGUUCUGUUUUUUUAAAUUUUCGUUUGAUUUUAGUUUACUUUUUGGGAUGAUGCCAUCUCACUUCAUCAUGUGACUGUGCCCAUUCCUGCAUGGACCUUUCCCAAGCGCUAGCACAGGUGCAAAUCCAUCAGAGUCAUUGUUUUCAUAAGAACCAAGCAGAAGCGAAGAGAAGAGAAGAGGACCUGCCAGAAAGAUAGGCUUUGGACAGCUGCACGGCUUGUGAGGCGAGCUCAGUGCGCCGUGUGCCGAGAUGCCCCGGGCAUUUCUGCCUGUCGUGCUGCUGUCAUGCGGCGCUGAACGGUGUAACGUAUGGUGACAGAAAGUAUCUUAUUUAUAUAUAGAUAUAUAUAUGUAAUUUAUAUAAAAUAUAUAGAAAUUAUUAUAUAUAUAUAUUAUACACUCUCAUAUAAUAUAUAUAUAUUCACUCACAUUUGGACUAGAAAAUCUAUGGAGACUUCAUCAAUGGUACUGUGUUAUUAGAGAAAUGCUUUAAUUUUCAUAAUCCAAUCAGAUGGCAUCUUAUAUCCCAACUGGUUGGGGAGGGAUCGAAAGCGGUAGUAAGUGCUGUACCAAGGGCACUCGCAUAUGGUCAUUCUCUUGAAAGCGGAGGUUUGCUCUAGGACUGGUCGUGAGCGGGGCUUGUGCCUGGGGGGCGAGAGGGUUGGAGACUUGACCCAAAGGCGCUGCUGCCCUCGAGGUGCGGUCAGUCCUGUGUGUGGACAGAGAGAGAAUGGCUAACGAUGCUCCAUAUUAAAUUGCCUAUUGUUUUCUGCCACCUGAUGUGUCUGCAUGAGAGGUUUCCUUUUUGUUCAUUUUUAAGCUGCUGUUAAACCAAAACCAUGUUGUGCUACCGUGUCAGCCUUUUCAUUAUUCCAAAUUUUACUUUUACUAUUUAAGUGAAUGCGUAGAAUCCAAUUUGACCGUGUUUUAAAGGCUCAUGAUGUGGAGGAGCCGGGCCUUGUGAUAGAGUAGGUGAUCCGGGCUCUGCCGUCCAGUCAGCAGAGGGGAAGUGGGGGCUGCUGAGAAGCGGGAGCUGGGGCUCUGUGUUGUGAUGUGUCCCUUUCUUUACUCAUGCACCUGGGACGCACUGGACUCCACUAAGACCCCUUCGUGCCCCCCCCAACAGGGACGGGGUGUCACUUGCCUUCCAGUUCUGUGCUGGGACGAUGGGACAGCACUGAGCUUGGCCAGCCACGUAACAAGGAGUUUGAUUUGGGUUUUGUUCACAGCUGCUUCAUAUGCCCUACCCUUGCGCCCUCACCAACAGCUGGUAGCUUACUGUUUCCUCAAGAAAGUAGACUUUAAGGCUGUCAGUUUGACCUGUAGAGCUGAGAGUCACUCACUGGCGAGACGUGAAACCUUGUUGGUUUUCCCCAGAGUCAGAAGGCAGUGACUGUGGUCAAAGGAGUUUUUCCCUGACCACGAGAGCAGGUGGCAGGUGCGGCUCGGGCCCCGCCCCUCCGUGCCCUUUGGAAGCCACCAAGCCUCUCUCGCCCCCACAAUGGAGGCAUCAUGCAGGGGAGGAAGGGGUGGACAUGCUUAGCCCCAGGGGUGAGUCUGUUGUUUUCUACCCGCUGGGUUGUGACCAGUGCAGAUGAUGCCACGUUGAAGACGCUUUGAGCACCACCAGCCAAACAUAGGAAAUCUGUUAACGGUCCUCCUACCAGCAUAGUGAGGCCAGCUGUAAAGUGUGGGGUCCAGACCGAGGGUAAAGAAAGGGCAGCAGCUUUACCUGGGCAGUUCACUGGAUUGAAGGCAAAGAGGGAUAAGGCGAUGGCCGAUGGUGACUCUGGUGAGGAGGGGGGUGAGCAGGGAGUGUUGAUUUCUCCAGUGUUAACUGAUGUACUCUGAGUGGUGCUCAACCCUCUGCCCCUCCC
This is a messenger RNA of Panthera uncia (snow leopard), 4578 nucleotides long. RefSeq names its product discs large MAGUK scaffold protein 3 (gene DLG3). Lineage: Eukaryota; Metazoa; Chordata; Mammalia; Carnivora; Felidae. Gene Ontology annotation, biological process: chemical synaptic transmission. Gene Ontology annotation, molecular function: kinase binding. The coding region runs from base 1 to 2550 and encodes 849 amino acids. Gene Ontology annotation, cellular component: neuron projection; neuromuscular junction; postsynaptic density membrane. The record is from RefSeq and is a predicted model, not a curated record. The transcript has 21 exons.